This is a messenger RNA of Anopheles nili, 1188 nucleotides long. RefSeq names its product PCI domain-containing protein 2 homolog (gene PCID2). The record is from RefSeq and is a predicted model, not a curated record. Bases 1 to 1188 code for a protein of 395 amino acids. Lineage: Eukaryota; Metazoa; Arthropoda; Insecta; Diptera; Culicidae. Gene Ontology annotation, biological process: post-transcriptional tethering of RNA polymerase II gene DNA at nuclear periphery; transcription elongation by RNA polymerase II; poly(A)+ mRNA export from nucleus. Gene Ontology annotation, cellular component: transcription export complex 2. The transcript has a single exon. Gene Ontology annotation, molecular function: RNA binding; double-stranded DNA binding.
AUGUAUCUGCACGAUUAUCUAAACAAAAUAAUGCGUGUAUGGAACGCGUACGAGGGGCAAGCUGUGGCACGGUUCUUAUCGCUUCAGGACUUUCACGUGAACGAUCCUAAUUUGUACAAAGAAAACCCCGAUGGCGCCGUUAGCCGGCAGUUGCCUGCUCCUUUGGAUGAAAUUGUGUCAGCUCACCUGAAAGCCGUGUACCAUCUGAUGCAAUCCGAUUCGCCGAACUACACCGAGGCAUAUCGCCAUCAAACUAGCUGCAUACAGGCCGUGGUAAAGCUUCUGCAACAGAUGAAGGAAGAAAACUGGAUCCUGCCGAUCAUGUACGUCGUUUCGAUAGACUUGCGAUUGCUGGCGGCAAAAUGCGAGCAGCAGAUGAACAGCUCCAAGUGUGGGGAAAUCCUGGAGAAAGCAGCCGAAAGUUUGAUGUCCUGCUUUCGCGUUUGCGCUGGCGACACCAGGUCAUCGGAUGAGGAUACCAAGCGGCUCGGAAUGUUGAAUCUGGUCAACCAACUGCUGAAGGUGUACUUCCGUAUCAAUAAGCUGCAUCUGUGCAAACCUCUGAUCCGUGCGAUUGACAGCUCAAAUUUUAAGGAUAGUUUUAGCCUAGCGCAACGUAUCACUUACAAAUACUUCGCCGGCCGCAAGGCGAUGUAUGAUUCAGACUUUAAAAACGCCGAGGAGUAUCUGAGCUUCGCGUUCAAUAACUGCCCAAGGCGGUUCACCAAAAACAAGCGAUUGAUAUUGAUCUACCUCACCCCAGUUAAGAUGUUGCUCGGAUACAUGCCCAGAAAAGAGGUGCUUGAGCGGUACAAUGUCCUUCAGUUCCACGAUCUGGCUUCGGCCGUAAAGGAGGGCAACGUUCGGCGUUUUGAUGAGGCCAUCCGUCGCCAUGAGAUGUUCUUCAUCAAUGCAGGAGUGUACCUGAUUGUGGAAAAAAUGAAAAUUCUCACUUAUCGCAAUCUGUUCAAGAAAGUGCACCAGAUGCUACAAACACAUCAGAUCGACAUGAAUGCGUUCCAGACGGCACUCCAAUUUUCCGGCGUCGAAGACGUUUCCAUGGACGAGACACACUGCAUCGUGGCGAAUUUGAUCUACGAAGGACGCAUUAAAGGCUAUAUUAGCUACCAGCACAAUAAGCUCGUUAUAUCGAAACAGAACGCCUUUCCGAAUGUUGUGGCCACAUGA